Calypte anna (Anna's hummingbird) is the source of this 2473-nucleotide messenger RNA. It is a transcript of the gene MCAM, whose product is annotated as melanoma cell adhesion molecule. Gene Ontology annotation, biological process: angiogenesis. Lineage: Eukaryota; Metazoa; Chordata; Aves; Apodiformes; Trochilidae. The record is from RefSeq and is a predicted model, not a curated record. Gene Ontology annotation, cellular component: plasma membrane.
GGCCCCGCUCAGUCGCGGGCGGCCGGCGGCGGGCAUGGCUGGGGGGCGGUGGGCGAGCGAGCUUGCCCUGAGCUGGGGCUGCUGCCUCCUGCUCUGCUGCGCUGCAGCCAGCAAGCCAGAGGUGGUGGAAGUGGAGAGUGGGGGCACAGCCAGGAUCGAGUGCAACGUUGACAUCCCUGGGAAUGGUUCCUACACCUACAUCGACUGGUUCUAUAUGAACCGCAACAACCGGGUUGAGCUGUGCCGCGUCACGGGCACCGAGAUCCUGGAGGAGAACUCUGACUACAAGGGGAGGCUGCAGGUGGGGGAGGACAAGGCCCUCUCCAUCAGUCGGGUGACAGUGCAGGAUGCCAGGACCUUCCUGUGCCAGGUUGUGGUGGGAAGCCACGAGGUGGGCGAGAGCCACACCGAGCUCCGUGUCUACAAGGUCCCCCAAAUCCCCGAGAUCGUGGCCAGCUCAGGAGGCAUCUCUGUGCAGAGCAGUGACAUCUCAGAGAUUGCCCAGUGUGUGAGCAGGAACAGUUUUCCAGCCCCCAACAUCACGUGGCACAAGAAUGGGGAGCAACUGCAGGCAGAGGAGAAGACGGUGAAGAUCACGGCCACGCGGACCCGGGAGUCGAGUGGGCUGUACACGGUGAGCAGCACCCUCUUUGCCCACGUCACCCGUGAGGACCGCCACUCCCUGUACCACUGCACGGUGCACUACCACCUGCAGGGACAGCAGCGUGCCCUGGAGUCACCCCGAGUCAACAUCACUGUCUUCUACCCCGCGGAGCACGUGAAGCUCCAGGUGGUGUCAUCCUCAAACCCCGUGAAGGAAGGGGACGAUGUGCAGUUGGUCUGUGAGGCUGAUGGGAACCCAGCACCCGUCUUCAGCUUCUACAAGAGAGAGCUGGAGGGCAACUGGCAGGACCUCUCCUCACUGGCUGACACCAACUCGGGGGUGCUGGACCUGCACGAUGUGAACAAGAACAGCAGUGGCUUCUACAGGUGCCGAACCCUGGACUUGGAUGAUCUGAGAGAGCUGGAGGAGGACGUGGAGCUCUUUGUGAACUACAUCGAAGGGGUCCAUGUGGAGAUGGAGCCAUCCUCACCCCUUUGGGAAGGGGAUAGUGUGAGGCUGAGCUGCAGUGCCCGCAGCCCUGUGGACCUGGUCUUCCAGUGGAUGGAAUGAGAAGGUGAGAAGGUUGCUGACGGGAACCAGCUCCGCCUGAACAACCUCACCUUCGAAACCUCCAGCACUAACAGCUGCAGAGUGAUGGCACCGACCGUGCCGGGGCUGAACCAGAGCAAGCAGGUGCCCGUGGCUGUUCGGGGGAAGCCACGGAUUGUUGCUGUCUGCUCCCCGCUGUUUGUGCGGCAGGACGAGAUGGUGACCCUGACCUGCAAAGCCAUCGCCUACCCCCCACCUUCUGUCCACUGGAGCAUCAACGGGACGGUGAGAGCUGGGGAGGAGUACGUGGAAAACCGGCGCGUGGCCAGCAACCUGACGGUGCGGGUCAGCCACGAGCUGCUGCGGGCAGGAGCGCAUCGUGCAGGGUGUCAUGAGGCUGGUGUCAUGAGGAAACACAUCCAACUGCUGGAUCAAAAGACACCCGAGAGCAAAGGGGUGAUCAUCGUGGCCAUCAUUGUCUGCAUCCUGGUGGUGGCUGUGCUGGGGUCUGUCAUCUACUUCCUGCACAAGAAAGGCAAGAUCCCCUGUGGCCGUGCUGGGAAACAGGACAUCACAAAGCCAGAGGCACGUAAAGACAAGAUUGUAGUUGAAGUUAAGUCAGAUAAACUUUCCGAAGAGGCGGGGCUCCUGCAGGGUGCCAACGGGGAGAAGAGAGCUGCCACUGACCAGAGCGAGAAAUACAUCGAUCUGAGGAACUAGAGAGGGUGCCUACUAAGUGCUUUCUUCCUUCAAAACCUUUCCUGCUCUUGGAUUGCCUUGUCCACCCCUGCAGCAGUCAGUACCUGGGGAGCACAGCCAGAGACAAUUCCUGCAUCGUGGUGCUGAGCACACAGGGUACCCCCUCCUGGCUCACCUCUCUCUUACCUCAACCCUGGGCUUGCAGGUUGUCAGCUUAGCAGCAGCAAAGCCAGACUCGCUCACUACUACAGAGAAGCCAACAGCAAUAUCCGUAAGAAAGAUCCCAUUGGGCUACCUGGAGGAAGGAUUUUUGAGGCUUUUUCUUUUUUUUUUGUUUUUUUUUUUGUUUCAGGAAAUCUGUCUUGUCUGUAUGUGGGAAAGCUUUGAUGUGUUUUACCCCCAAACUUGCUCAGACACGCUGGGGAAUCUCACUUUUGGGAUGUCCCAGGCACCUUAGAGGUGGUUGGGGUGUGCAGGUUGGACAAGGAAAGGAUGGGAGUGGGAUGUUAACGAGUGGCACUCGUUUCCCAGCUGCUGGGGAGGUGUUGGUGCUUUGGGUUUGCCUUUUUGGACUCUUCUUGUGUUGGUUUCACCCAGGUGUCCUGGUGAGUGCCAGGCAGA